CUCGGAAGGAAGGGCUUGUGCUUGCUUCAGGAAAUCAGACCUGCUUUUGAACUGGACUUCCCUUGUAAGAACUCUGGUGGCUCUCUUGGCCCUGCAAGCUCCUCGACGUCACAGUACAUGGAAAAAUGCAAGCUUUACCAGACGUGAAAGCGCCAUGUGAGGCCCUUCCUUCCCCCAGCCUGGAGCCCUUCCCACAGAGCUCCAUCGUGGUCACCCUCGAGGACAUGGGGCUCUGGAUGAAGUUUCACCAGAUAGGAACUGAGAUGAUCAUCACCAAAUCUGGCAGACGAAUGUUUCCUCAAUGCAAAAUCAAAGUCUCUGGCUUAAUCCCAUAUGCCAAGUACCUCAUGCUGGUAGAUUUUGUGCCAAUGGAUAACUUCAGGUACAAGUGGAAUAAAGAUCAGUGGGAAGUUGCUGGAAAAGCGGAGCCACAGCUCCCUUGUCGCACCUAUGUCCACCCAGAUUCCCCAGCUCCUGGCAGCCACUGGAUGAAAGAACCUGUUUCCUUCCAAAAACUGAAGCUCACUAACAACACUCUGGAUCAACAUGGGCAUAUCAUCCUGCACUCCAUGCACCGUUACAAGCCACGCUUCCACAUCGUGCAGGCCGAUGACCUCUUCAGCGUCCGCUGGAGCAUCUUCCAGGUGUUCAGCUUCCCUGAGACUGUCUUCACCUCUGUCACUGCCUACCAGAACGAGCAGAUUACAAAGCUCAAGAUUGACAACAAUCCAUUUGCUAAAGGUUUCCGUGAACAUGGGAAGAACACUAGAAGGGAAGGCCGAGCCAAAUGCCAGAAGCCCAGUCCAGCCAAGAGCCAGAAGAGGAAACUGCCUGAGGAAAAGGAGCCUGCUGCUGAGGAACGUGAUUUUGAGAAGGAUGAGAAUGUAGACGUGAAGGAAGAGAGUAACCCUGUGGUGGUGAGCAGUGGCUAUCCCUUCUGGGGCUCGGAGCAGAGCAGCAGCCAGGCCUUCCCUGCGGCCUCGCCAGUGCCUGCUGAGCAGAGAGAGGCUCUGGCCAGAGAGCAGCAGGUGCCAACGCCGUCCUACCACACAUACCGGUUCCACGAAGCUGGGGACAACCAGCAGCUUCCCAGCCGUGACACCGCGACCUUGAACGAUUUCCGGGCAAGGUGCCACGCCUUGGAUCUCGCCAUGGUGCCCGAGCACGACUCCAAACAACUCCCAGAGGGCUUCACCAACCUGCCCCCACUGCCCCCACCUCUGCCUCCUCCCCAGGACUACACAGGAGUGGUGAACAUGGCUCUGGACUCUGUGGGGAAAGCCGGGGCCCGGGCGCCCGUGUACAGUCCCUAUGGCACCGAGCAGGGCCUGGGGCAGUGGGUGGUGCCUUCCCACAGCCAGUACAGGGCAAUGAGCUACUCGGCCUUCUCCACGGAGUACAACACACAGGGGACUCCAGGACAUGCCCACGGCACCGUGGCAGAGUGGAGCCAAUACCCUCUGUUCCCCUACGCCUGCUGGUGAAUGGGGAGGACCCUUCCCAGUGAAAAAACUGAAAGAAAAUUGUAAAUGAGAUUGAAUUUACUGUUGAACUUGUGAAGCUUUGCCUACACUAGGCAGAGGUAUUGCUGCAAGCAGUAGCAUGGGACACCUUCACUUGUCUCCUUGCACAAUCCUCACCAUAUUUCACAAGCAGUGGUUGAACUGGUGGCUGCCCAGCCAUGUCACUGUGCAUCAGGCUCAAUGUGUUCUGCAGUGUUUUUUUUUCCCAGCAGGAG
This is a messenger RNA of Pyrgilauda ruficollis (rufous-necked snowfinch), 1738 nucleotides long. Its product is annotated as T-box-containing protein TBX6L. The transcript has 9 exons. Gene Ontology annotation, cellular component: nucleus. The coding region runs from base 126 to 1484 and encodes 452 amino acids. Gene Ontology annotation, molecular function: DNA-binding transcription factor activity, RNA polymerase II-specific; RNA polymerase II cis-regulatory region sequence-specific DNA binding. The record is from RefSeq and is a predicted model, not a curated record. Gene Ontology annotation, biological process: cell fate specification; positive regulation of DNA-templated transcription; regulation of transcription by RNA polymerase II. Lineage: Eukaryota; Metazoa; Chordata; Aves; Passeriformes; Passeridae.